This is a messenger RNA of Cygnus olor (mute swan), 1295 nucleotides long. RefSeq names its product histone deacetylase 6-like. Gene Ontology annotation, cellular component: histone deacetylase complex. The transcript has 13 exons. The annotation marks the transcript as partial. The record is from RefSeq and is a predicted model, not a curated record. Lineage: Eukaryota; Metazoa; Chordata; Aves; Anseriformes; Anatidae. Gene Ontology annotation, molecular function: histone deacetylase activity. Gene Ontology annotation, biological process: chromatin organization.
CCCCGAGGACGCGCAGAGCCUGGGGGCGCCGCCCCCCCCCCAGCACCCGGACCCAGCCCGCCGGGCCGUGGGCGCACUGCUGGCGCUGCUGGGGCGGGUGCUGAGCGGGGACGUACGCAACGGGCUGGCGCUGCUGCCCCCCUAUGGAUCCUAUAGCCCCCCUGUGGAUGCCGUUGCCAUCGCGGCCCGGGUGGCCCAGAAGCACCCAGGGGUGCAGCGCGUCCUCAUCGUGGACUGGUGCGCGCUGCCCGGCCGCCCCACCCCCCGCCUGUUCCAGGAUGACCCCAGCGUUCUCUAUUUCGGGGUGCACUGGGGUGAGGACCCCCCCCCCGAGCGUCGGCACUGGCCGGGGCGAGGGCUUCACCGUUGACCUGCGCUGGGAGGAGCCCGGCACGACGGACGGCGACUACGCGGCGGCCUUCCUGCAGCUCCUGCUGCCCAUCGCCCUGGAGUUCCAGCCCCAGCUCGUCCUGGUCAACGCCGCCGUCGAUGCCGCCCUGGGGGACCCGGAGGGCCGCGUGGGGGUCUCCCCCGAUGGCAUCUCGCUGCUGACCCACCUGCUGGCCGCGCUGGCGGGGGGGUGCCUGCUCCUCACCCUCCAGGGGGGGUCCCAGCCAGGAGCGCUGCCGGGGGGGCUCAGCGCCGUCCUGCGCACGCUGCUGGGGGACCCCGGGGACCCCCCCGGGCCCAUGACCCCCACCCCCAGAGGCCUGGGCAGCAUCGCCCGCACCUUGGAGGCCCACCGCAAGUACUGGAGCGGCCUGCGCUGUGAGCCGGACGUGGAGGACGAGCCGGAGGAUGAGGAGCGCGAGGAAGAGCGCGAGCUGCCGGAGGGUGAGGAGGUCCCGGGGGGCGACGAGGGCCCGGACCCCCCCUUGGAGGAGGUCCCGGACCCCCCCUUGGAGCCGCCGGGGGGGGACGAGGGGCCGCGCCCCACCGCCCGCACGGGGCUGCUGUACGACGAGCGGAUGGAGGAGCACUGCAACCCCUGGGACAGCCAGCACCCCGAGGCGCCGCAGCGGGUGGCGCGGGUGCUGCAGCGCCUGACGGAGCUGGGCCUGGCCCAGCGCUGCCUCCGCCUGCCCGCGCGCCCCGCGCUGCGCUCCCAGCUCCUCGCCUGCCACACGAGGGCGCACGUGGCGGCGCUGGCGGCCACCGAGGGGCUGCGGGCGCGGGAGCUGCGGGGGGCGGCCGCCCGCUACAACUCCGUCUUCCUCUGCCCCCGCUCCUACGCCUGCGCCCGCCUGGCCGCCGGCACCGCCUGCGCCGCCGUCACCGCCGUGCUGCGCGGCCAG